AUGCUGCUUAUAUUCAAGAUAACAAUUUUUUAUUCUGAAUAUGAAGAUGCUAAACAUUCAUUAAAAUUAAACAAAGAUCAAAAUUUUAAAACACUUCAUCUUGGUUUUAUUGAACAAUUUAUUCAAGAAGCAAUAGAAGAUCAUAAACAAAUUCUUCUUGAUUAUUUAAAUUCAAAAUUGUUAAUAGAAAACAAAAUUAAUUAUAUGAAAAAAUGGCGAAAACAAGAUGGAACAACUAAAAAUUUAAUAGAAAAUCUUCAAGAAAUUAUUGACAAAAAAGUUUUGAUGAUUGAAAUUCCAGCUAUUCUUUAUCAAAUUCGUUAUUUAUUACGAGCAUUUUUUGAAAAUAAAAAAGAUAAAAAAUUAUUUUAG
Rotaria sp. Silwood1 is the source of this 372-nucleotide messenger RNA. The record is from the annotation of a GenBank genome assembly. Lineage: Eukaryota; Metazoa; Rotifera; Eurotatoria; Philodinida; Philodinidae.